AUGCCGUGGCUGCCUUGGUCCCCCCUCGGAUGCGUGGCGGCAUUCUUCGCCGUCCUAGACGUAUGCCAGGCGCACAAUCCAAAGGACAACCCCGAGUACUACGUUUUCCGUGGAGAUGGCAGAGAUCCAGACGAAAUCCGGGAGGCAGGGGGAUUUGUCCCUGACCCGGAGGCGGCGAUAUACACCAACCCUACCACGUUCAGCCUCGACAAUCAUGUUAAUGGAAGAACGGGUUCGUCGGCUUACGUGUCGACAUCAGCAGAGUUUGGACAGGCGGCAAGAAAUUUUGCCGGGCCGGGAAACUACGUUUACCGAAUCCACGUCACCCCCAACAUGAUCGACGUAAAUGCGGCUCUUGCUGGUGGCCAUCCAUACCCAAGACAGGAGGAGGCUAGCGCCUUGGGUGGCAUUCCAUGGACUGCAGUCGAGGGCUGGCUCCAACUUGGCGAGGACCGUGAAUUUCCAGAAGACUACGAAUUUUUGAACGAUGACUCCGCGGCCAGGCUUACAGGCAGAUACGUGGCCGAGUUUGCCGAUCAGUUUGAGCCUAACCGGGCAUAUGACGACCGCGGACUCGGAGGGCCUGCUAGGCUAACUGGAACCAAUCCUCAAGUCGCUUUGUUGGCAGCUCAGCUCCCAGAUGAAGCGCGACUAAUAAAUGCGGCGACUACCUUUAUGAACAACUAUGCCUUGGCUAUCGGGUGGACGGAGAACCAGGCGUUCCCCUAUACUCCCCCAACGCCACCACUGAGCACUGAACCGGUAGCUUUACCGGAGGCUGACGUUGUGAGUAUUCCAGAGGCUGAAAGGGAGGACUUGGCAGAGGGCCGAUUCGAUAACCUCCAAUGCCCGGCACUCGCUGUCGCAUUGGGAGUCACACUUCUCCAACCCAAGGGGCCCAACUCGAAGAGAUACGUGCUGAAAUCUCGAGAUGACAAGAAGGAACAAUGUGAACAGCUCCGAGAUAUUGUUAGUCGGCUAACGUCCAGGAAAAAGCAAACAAAGCCAGCAGGCAAGAAAACCACUGUUGAUCUUUGCGGAAAUGGUCCUCUCAACCCUCCUUGUACUACGGUUGAAGCCUUUGACGACAAGUGCGUCGCCAUACCGCAGGGCUACCAGAACACACUAUCUGGCGUAAAGGCACAUGAGGCUACUAGUAUCUGCCGCUUUUAUCUAGAGCCCGACUGCAAGGGUAGGUACUUCGAAGCUGAUGGCCAAGUUGUCGACCUCUCCACGGCGCGUCCCGACUUUAAUGAUAAGGUUGCUUCCCUUAUCUGCGACACGCCAAAACCACACCCGGCACUUAAGCGCUGGCAAUGGUCGUCAAGGAGCCAUUACAGAUACUGCACUCGUUUGGACAAGGUGUCUCUUGACUUUAAGCUGGCCAAUAACGAUGGAUCCGGGACGUACGACAAGAUCAAGCUGGCUAUUGAUGACGCCGGACAAAAGGUGCACGUCAUCACCGAAGGUCCCUCGCCUGGUUAUAAGGUCUCGCAGGACUUUAAUCUGAGGGACAUGUUUGGCAUGGAUACCGUCGCUCUGAGCCAAAUUAAAAGACUCCGCCUUCUGGAUGAGCUGACGGACAGGACGUUUGGAGGAGACGCGUGGGAGCUCCUUGGACUCAAGCUCAAGGCACGGUGCGCCGGCUCGGGAAUCAACAUCGCAAUGGAGAAAUUCUCCAACCUUAACAAGGGAUUGCAGGCCAAGCCUACUGAGCCAGGACGGUUCCAGUACAACAGGGACUGGGAGGUCUGGGCCGACGAUAUCAAACCCCAAGACUGGGUUGCCAAGCCCCUAUGCAGCCACUUUCAACGCAUGAGCGUCAAUCUGCACGUCGCUGAUGCAAACUGGGCGGGAACUAACAACGACAUCUACGCCAAGGUGGGCGAGGGGAGCUUUUUGAUCGCUCGCCAUCCUUCUCGCAGGGAAGUUUUCACCACCGACAUCGACGUCGACAAGGCCUACAAGACGAAGCACGUUCCCGUCACGAAUGUUGCGUCUGUUGGGAUUGAGAGCAAGGGUGGCAAUGACGCGGCGUUGCCUGAAAUGGUGACGGUGUACGGAGUCUGCUCUACCACGUCUACAGUGCUCUCUGUUAAGCAGGAAAUCACCGACUGGCUCUAUGACGGUCAGACUAUGACUAUUAAGCUACCUCCUGAGAACUGGGUCAGGGCUUAG
Metarhizium brunneum ARSEF 3297 is the source of this 2178-nucleotide messenger RNA. Its product is annotated as Heat-labile enterotoxin IIB, A chain. The record is from RefSeq and is a predicted model, not a curated record. Lineage: Eukaryota; Fungi; Ascomycota; Sordariomycetes; Hypocreales; Clavicipitaceae. Gene Ontology annotation, molecular function: toxin activity.